AUGCACACAGGAGAGAAGCCCUACACGUGCUUUGAGUGCAGGAAAAGCUUCAUUGAUAGUUCAAGCCUCAUCUCACAUCAGCGAAUCCACACAGGAGAGAUGCCCUACACAUGCUCUGAGUGUGGGAAAAGCUUUAAUCACAGCUCUACUCUGAGCAAACAUAGGAGAAGCCACAUGGGUGAGAAACCUUAUGGAUGCUCUGAGUGUGGGAAAAGCUUCGGUCAACACUCAACCCUUAUCAGACAUCAGAGAAUCCACACAGGAGAGAAGCCGUACGUGUGCUCUGAGUGUGGGAAAAGCUUCCGUCAGUACUCAACCCUUAUCACACAUCAGAGAAUCCACACAGGAGAGAAGCCGUACAUGUGCUCUGAGUGCGGGAAAAGCUUCAGUCAGUACUCAAGCCUUAUCACACAUCAGAGAAUCCACACAGGAGAGAAGCCGUACACGUGCUCUGAGUGCGGGCAAAGCUUUGGGCAGCACUCAACUCUUACCAAGCAUCAGAGAUUCCACACAGGAGAGAAGUCCUACACGUGCUCUGAGUGUGGGAAAAGCUUUAGUCGGCACUCAGCCCUUACCACACAUCAGAGAAUUCACACAGGAGAGAAGCCGUACACGUGCUUUGAGUGCAGGAAAAGCUUCAUUGAUAGUUUAAGCCUCAUCUCACAUCAGCGAAUCCACACAGUAGAGAUGCCCUACACAUGCUCUGAGUGUGGGAAAAGCUUUAAUCACAGCUCUACCCUGAGCAAACAUAGGAGAAGCCACAUGGGUGAGAAACCUUAUGGAUGCUCUGAGUGCAGGAAAAACUUCAAUGAUCGCUCAAACCUUAUCACACAUGAGAGAAUCCACACAGGAGAGAAGCCGUACGUGUGCUCUGAGUGUGGGAAAAGCUUCCGUCAGUACUCAACCCUUAUCACACAUCAGAGAAUCCACACAGGAGAGAAGCCGUACAUGUGCUCUGAGUGCGGGAAAAGCUUCAGUCAGUACUCAAGCCUUAUCACACAUCAGAGAAUCCACACAGGAGAGAAGCCGUACACGUGCUCUGAGUGCGGGCAAAGCUUUGGGCAGCACUCAACUCUUAUCAAGCAUCAGAGAAUCCACACAGGAGAGAAGCCCUACACGUGCGCUGAGUGUGGGAAAAGCUUUAGUCGGCACUCAGCCCUUACCACACAUCAGAGAAUUCACACAGGAGAGAAGCCGUACACGUGCUUUGAGUGCAGGAAAAGCUUCAUUGAUAGUUUAAGCCUCAUCUCACAUCAGCGAAUCCACACAGGAGAGAUGCCCUACACAUGCUCUGAGUGUGGGAAAAGCUUUAAUCACAGCUCUACCCUGAGCAAACAUAGGAGAAGCCACAUGGGUGAGAAACCUUAUGGAUGCUCUGAGUGCGGGAAAAACUUCAAUGAUCGCUCAAACCUUAUCACACAUGAGAGAAUCCACACAGGAGAGAUGCCCUACACAUGCUCUUAG
Messenger RNA from Emys orbicularis (European pond turtle), 1464 nucleotides. RefSeq names its product zinc finger protein 271-like. Bases 1 to 1464 code for a protein of 487 amino acids. NCBI's taxonomy places the organism in Eukaryota, Metazoa, Chordata, Testudines, Emydidae. The record is from RefSeq and is a predicted model, not a curated record. The transcript has a single exon.